Messenger RNA from Uncinocarpus reesii 1704, 585 nucleotides. RefSeq lists its product as uncharacterized. The record is from RefSeq and is a predicted model, not a curated record. The coding region runs from base 1 to 585 and encodes 194 amino acids. The transcript has a single exon. NCBI's taxonomy places the organism in Eukaryota, Fungi, Ascomycota, Eurotiomycetes, Onygenales, Onygenaceae.
AUGUCGAACGAUGAUUUUGGCAUGCGCCACUACCCGAGCGAUAACACACAGUUUUAUCGUGAUGAUGGUCGACCUAGCAUCUCCUGGGAGGAAUAUAUUCUUACCAACGGGCCAAAGGGAGUUGGCGAAGCGGUCACGGUGUUCUCGAACUCGGUUGAGGAACAUGGCGUUGGCGAAACGACUUUUCAGCCACUGUCGAAAUAUAUCCCCGUCAGCACUCCCGGGCCACUACACUUUGAGUUUGCUCUGAUCUGCGAACAUUGGACGCUUCAAAAGCACAGCCGCAAGAGUGCGCCGUACGUGUUCAUGAUUGGUGUUCAUGGAAUUGACGGGCGAAAGGAUGACUAUGUUCCGUUCGAAUAUAUUCGUGGCUCGGGCCCGGGUGGUGGCGGGGAUCGCUGGACUCUUGAUAUCCCCGAUCCAAGGACGCUGGGGGCCCCAGGGCAAACACUGACAUUGUAUGCGUUGACAAGCUACGGCAAUAAUCAAGACGGCAGAGGCCUAACGGUGCGCCAGUACCUUGAGAUGAAAGGGAGGACGGCCAUGGGUUGGGCGGGAGUUGCCCAGUGGCAGCUUGUCGCUUGA